AUGAUGCGGCGUAACGGACUUGGAAAAUUACCAGCAUUGGGAUUUAUAUCAGGUUUUUUCCAUCAGCAACUACACUGUCAAAGCUGUAUGUGCAAAACCAAUGCACCAUUAAAUUCUGAACCUCCUGUUGAGGUGCCAUCAGGGAAAAAAACAACUGUCUCUGUGAACGAUUUCAAAAGUUGUAUUCUAAAAAAUCGCAUUUGGGCAAUUCACCCUGCAGGAAAACAUGUCACAGUAUAUGUUGACUCCGGAAUUUACGCCUGGAUUGUGAUGGAUCGUGCUGGCUCCAGCGCUAAUGCUUUGGGUGAAGAGUUUGUAAAAUGUAUGCAUCAAGCAUUAGAUAUUGUGGAAAAGCUUGUGGCAGAAAAUAAGGCUCGCGUUGUUAUCAUUGCGAGUGCCAAAUCUUCCUUCUGUGUUGGUGCUGACCUGGAUCAACUGUACCCUCUCACAGACAGAAAAAUGGCAUCAGAAGCGGCUAAAAUGGGUCAUGGAUUGUUUAAUCGUAUUCAACAGGAGCCUUUUCCUGUUGUGGCUGCCAUAAAUGGUCUUGCUUUGGGUGGUGGAUUUGAAAUGACCCUUGCUUGUCACCAUCGUCUACUAGCAUCAAAUGGAUCUGUGGGUUUACCAGAGUGUUUGUUGGGUCUUCUUCCUGGGGCAGGUGGUACAGUACGCCUUCAACGUUUCGUUGGCCUUGCUACAGCAGUUCAAUGGAUUAUGACUAGUGUACCUGCAAAAGCACCAAAAGCAAAGAAAGCAGGUGUACUGGAUGCAGUUAUUGAGGCAGAACCUCGAUGGGAAGGUGAGGAACGAUUUUUUGAAGGUGUACGAAAGUGGUCUGGCAGACUCGUGGAUAAACCAUUAAAACCAAUGAAACGAAAAAAUAUAUCAUUGAUGGAUCGUUUUUUGGAGCGUACUUCAUUUGGACGAAAAAUUGUUGGCAAUAAAACCAUUGAAAUGUUAAAUAAAAAAACAAAAGGAAAAUAUAUUGCGCAAUAUAAAGCAUUAGAAGCUAUUAUAUACUCAGCUGCUCAUUCAGAAAAGGAAGGAUUGGCGAAGGAACGGGAUAUAUUCAGUGAACUUUUGGUUACACCAGAGGCAAAAAAUCAAAUUGCUUUAUAUUUUCUUGAUGAAGGGAUGAAAAAGAGUGAGCGAAAAACCGGAAUUUCAAAGGAUAAAGUACCUCCUGUACGUAAAGUGGGUGUAAUUGGUGCGGGAGUAAUGGGAUCUGGUAUUGUUCACUACUUUGCCAACAAAGGUAUCCCUGUGGCGGUAAAGGAUGUAAAACAAGAAGCAGUUGACAAGGGUAUUGAAAUGGUACGAGGGGAGUUUAAAACGGCAGUGGUAAGAAAGAAAAUAACUCCUACUGUUAUGGAGGCUAAAAUGAAAUUGGUAACUGGUGGAACUUCUGAUACCGUGUUUCAUGAUGUUGAUGUAAUUGUGGAAGCUGCAGUUGAAGUUAUGGAUAUUAAAAAGAAAAUUAUUCAAGAAAUGGAGAAUCAAGGUGUCAUAAAUGGUAAAAAUAUUUUCGCUACUAAUACUUCUUCACUUAGCUUAACUGAAAUGCAAACAGUUUCUAAAUACCCAGAACGUAUUGUUGGGAUGCAUUUUUUUAACCCAGUUUCAAAAAUGCCAUUGGUAGAAGUAAUUAAAGGAAAGAAAACUUCAGCUGAAACAGCGGCAGUCAUCUUUAAUUUGGCACUUAAAACUGGUAAAAAACCUAUUAUUGUAAAUGAUGCACCAGGUUUUGUUGUAAAUCGAAUUCUUGGUGUUUAUAUGGCUGAAGCAUCUCGUCUUGCAAUAGAAGAAGAAGUGGAUUUGGCUUUAAUUGAGAAAGCUAUGCUUAAUUUUGGGAUGCCUAUGGGACCUUUUCGUCUUUUAGAUGAAGUUGGUCUUGAUAUUGCUUGUCACGUUGGACCGGUACUCUCGGAAGGGAUUAAAUCUAAACGAUUUGCUGUCGGUUCUCAGGUUGAACAAAUGAUGAAGGAUGGUUACCUUGGCAAAAAAAAUGGUAAAGGAUUGUACCGAUAUGAUGCAAAAGGAAAAGAAACAGUAAUGAAUACUGAAACUCUUGAAAAAUAUUUUCCUCAAUCUAAGAAAAGUAAGGAUGAAAACGAAAUUGUUGAUCGUUGUGUUUUACUUAUGGUUAAUGAAGCUUGCUAUAUUCUACAAGAAGGUGUUGCUGCCACUCCUGAAGAUGUGGAUAUUGGUAUGAUAUGGGGCACAGGUUUUCCAGCAUUUCGAGGUGGUUUGUUGCAACAUGCGGAUCACCGCGGUCUUCAAGCGGUUGUUGGUAGACUUCGACAAUUUCAAGAUGAGACAGGAAGUGAUCGCUAUGCCCCAAGUCCUUUGCUACUCACGAUGGUAAAGGAAGAGAAACGAUUCUUCCCGAACAGACCGUUUGUACCCUACAAGGAACGUUCAGGUUACCCACAAGUUAAGUUUUACUGA
Trypanosoma theileri is the source of this 2448-nucleotide messenger RNA. Its product is annotated as trifunctional enzyme alpha subunit, mitochondrial precursor-like protein. Gene Ontology annotation, molecular function: enoyl-CoA hydratase activity; NAD+ binding; long-chain (3S)-3-hydroxyacyl-CoA dehydrogenase (NAD+) activity. Gene Ontology annotation, cellular component: mitochondrial fatty acid beta-oxidation multienzyme complex. NCBI's taxonomy places the organism in Eukaryota, Euglenozoa, Kinetoplastea, Trypanosomatida, Trypanosomatidae. Gene Ontology annotation, biological process: fatty acid beta-oxidation. The record is from RefSeq and is a predicted model, not a curated record. The transcript has a single exon. The coding region runs from base 1 to 2448 and encodes 815 amino acids.